This is a messenger RNA of Rhododendron vialii, 8160 nucleotides long. RefSeq lists its product as uncharacterized. Bases 596 to 7936 code for a protein of 2446 amino acids. NCBI's taxonomy places the organism in Eukaryota, Viridiplantae, Streptophyta, Magnoliopsida, Ericales, Ericaceae. The record is from RefSeq and is a predicted model, not a curated record. The transcript is spliced from 13 exons. Gene Ontology annotation, molecular function: ADP binding; ATP hydrolysis activity; protein binding. Gene Ontology annotation, biological process: signal transduction; defense response.
UAUAGAUUAGUAGAAAACCCUUCAACGUAACUGUAUCAGAUCAAUGUUUCCCAUGUAACCUCUCGCCAUGCGUUGUUGCAGGGAAUUUCUUGCUUUUCUCCCACAAAGGAAGACAACGCAACAGCCGUUUGCUUAACUCCACCAACCACGGAGAUUUUGUGAGAUGCUCAAUGCUCUCUGCUUGAUUUUGGUGUCUCUGCUUAUUUAUUUUCUCUAUCUCUCUGCUUAUAUUUUGUCAGCGUUUUGUGAGAGCUUAAUUGACAAGGUUUUCUAUUAAGUUCGUCGGGAAGAAAUAGCAGGCGUUGGUUCAGGAAUCGAACGUACGCUACUGGGAUAUGCUUUCAACAGUGAGAGAGAAAGUACUGAUUUUGAUUGUAACUUGUGCUAAUAACACCUGGAAGGUUUCUAACAUGAGAUAUGGGAGGGAGCAAAUUCCCAAGUCCUAGGCUUCAACCACUCCACCGCACGUCAAAUAGGUUAUGAAUCUCCUAUAAUCAAACAAGUCACCUAACAAGAAGAGAAGUAUACAGGGCUACCUCUUGUCUCUUGGUAAAGGCACAGGUCUACAUCUAUCAUUCAUCUUUGAGCUUGGUCCAUGGAGACUACUUGGGCAAAUCAAGCCUCUUCCUCUUCCACGCCCUCCUCCAUCUCAACACCAUUCAAAUAUGACGUCUUCUUGAGUUUCAGCGGUGUCGAUACCCGCAAAAAUUUUACCAGCCAUCUUUUAGCCGCUUUAAAGAGACAUGGCUUUCGUACAUUCAUAGAUGACAAAGAGCUCAAGCGAGGAGAAUAUAUUGAGUAUGAACUUCUGAAAGCAAUAGAGGAGUCAAGAAUUUCGCUAGUCGUUCUCUCAAAAAAUUAUGCCGCAUCCAGGUGGUGCCUUGACGAACUUGUGAAGAUCAUGGAGUGCAGGAAGAAGUUGCAACAAAUCGUUUUUCCGAUCUUUUAUAACGUUGACCCUUCAGAUGUGCAAGCGCAGAAGGGGAGCCUUGCAGAAGCAUUUGCCAAGCAUGCCGAGCGUUUUAAUGAGGGUCCUGGUACCAAGGUGGAGAAGUGGAGGGAAGCUCUCACUGAGGUUGCCAAUUUGCCCGGUUGGGAUUUGCCAAAGGUGGCCAAUGGUAAUGAAGCACAUCUAAUUCAGAAAGCCGUUGAAGAGGUCCAAAAUAACUUAAAUAUUGCACUUCUACAUGUUGCAUGGCACGAAAUUGGACUAGAGUCUCGCCUUCAAAAACUCAACAAGUUGUUGAAAAUGGAAACAGAUGAUGUUCGCAUCGUUGCUAUAUGGGGAAUGGCUGGAAUUGGCAAGACAACAAUAGCUAAAAAGCUAUAUAAUCUCGUCCAACAUAAGUUUGAAGGUAGCACUUUUCUUGCAAAUAUUAGAGAAACUUCAAAGCAACUGAAUGGUCUGGUUGUUUUACAAGAGCAACUUCUUUCGAAUAUAUUCAGAAGUGGAACUCAUUACUUGAGAAAUUUUCAUCAAGGAAUUGAGGUUAUAAAACGGAGAGCUUUGUGUCGUAAGGUUCUUCUUAUUCUUGAUGAUGUGGAUGAUGUCCAACAAUUGAAAGCAUUAGCCAUAGAUCGAGAUUCCUUUGGUUUUGGAAGCAGGAUUAUCGUAACAACAAGAGAUAUUUCUUCACUAAAUUCGCUUAAAGUGGACGAGAUAUACGAAGCAGAGAAGUUGAACAAAGACGAAUCUCUUGAACUCUUCAGGUGGCAUUGCUUUAAGGAAGACCAUCCUACAGAAGACCAUAUGGACCUUUCAAACCAAGUUGUGCACUUUGCUGGAGGGCUUCCAUUAGCUCUCGAAGUUUUGGGUUCCUUUUUCUGUGGCAAGAGCAUACCUCAAUGGAAAAGUGCAAUAGCAAAAUUAAGAAAAAUCCCUGAUCAUGAUGUUCAAGGAAAACUUAAGAUAAGUUUUGAUUCGCUAAGUAAGGAUGUGAAGGAGAUGUUCCUCGAUGUGGCAUGUUUUUUUGUUGGAACGUAUCGAAGUUUUACCGUAAAAAUACUGGAAAGUUGCCACUCUUUUGCAGAAAUUUGGAUUCGGGUUCUAGCUGAUCGGUGUCUCGUAAAAUAUCACCAUAACCAAAUUGUGAUGCAUGAUCUGCUCAGAGACAUGGGAAGAGAAAUCGUCCGGCAAGAAUCUGUUGAGGACCCAGGGAGGCGGAGCAGACUCUGGCAUCAUGAGGAUGUCCUUGGAGUGUUAGGAGAUGGCACGGGCACUGAAGCUGUUGAAGGCCUCUUCCUAAACUUUCACGAGCCGAAUGAGGUCCAAGUAAAUUCAAAGGCAUUUGAAAAGAUGAAUAGAUUGUGGCUGCUUCAUCUCAAUUAUGUUCAUCUCAAGGAAGGUUACGAACAUAUCUCCAGAAAACUAUUGUGGCUAUGUUGGAAUGGUUUCCCAUUAAAAUGUUUGCCAUCAAACCUGCAUAUGGAUAAUUUAGUUACUCUUGACUUGCGCUAUAGCAACCUAAAAAAAGCAUGGAACGGAACCAAGAUCUUGGUCAAACUGAAAUUCCUUUACCUGAGUAAUUGCUAUCACCUGAUUGAAACCCCUGACUUCUCUGGACUCCACAAUCUUGAGGAACUUUUGCUUAAUGAUUGCAUAAGGUUGGUAGAGGUUGACGAAUCUAUUAGAUUUCUCAACAAACUCGUUGUCCUAGAUAUGAAGAACUGUAAAAAACUUCGGAAGGUUCCCUCAAGCAUUUGGAUGUUGAAAUCUCUCGUACGUCUUGAUAUCUCUGGCUGCUCCAUGCUUGGAAAAUUUGCUGGACUCAAAGGAUCACCAUCGAAAUCACAAUCCUCAUUCCUCUCAUCUUGGAAUUUCAUAACAAAGAGAGUGGAUUAUAUUAAUUUCAUAACAAAGAGAGUGGAUUAUAUUGGGUUAUCACUUCCCCAAGUACUCGGCUUAAGUUGGUUAAAAGAUUUGAGGAUGGAAAACUGCAAUCUGUCAAAUCUACCAAACGAGGUCGGUAAUUUGAUCUCAUUGGAGACUUUGAAUCUUGGCAAAAACAAGUUGCGUACCUUACCAGAUAGCAUAUGCAACCUUACUCACUUGAAGAAGUUGUAUUUGUCAGAUUGUGAUGUGUCGCAUUUGCCCAACGAAAUUGGGAGGCUGGUCACGUUAAAGACUUUGAUUCUUGAAAGGAACGGUUUACUCACCUUACCGGAUAGUAUCUGCAACCUUACUCGCUUAAAGAAUUUGAAUUUGUCACACUGUGAUGUGUCGCAUCUGCCUGGCGAAAUUGGGCGAUUGUUCUCUUUGAAAAAUUUGUAUCUUGGUGGAAACAAUUUACUUACCUUGCCGGAUAGUUUUUGUAACCUUGCUUGCUUGAGCGACUUGGAUUUGAAAGACUGCAAUUUGUCCCAUCUGCCCGACCGAAUUGGAAUGUUGAGCUCGUUAAUGGACUUGAAUCUUGAAAGGAACAACGUUUGUAGCCUGCCAAAUAGUUUCAGUGACCUUGCUAGCUUGGAAAGGGUCUACUUGAGUAAUUGUAAAAGGCUCCAAUCACUUCCAGAGCUUCCAGCUAGCUUGGAAACGCUCCACUUGAAUUACUGUGGAAGGCUCCAAUCACUUCCAGAGCUUCCAGUAAGUUUACGCUCUAUGGAUGCAAGCUACUGCACAUUACUAGAAAGCAUACCUACUGAGUUCAACUGGCAAGCUGGACUAGGCAUGUUCCUUGAUGGAUGCAAUAUGUUAGCCAAGAACAAUUUUGCAAAUAAUGUUAUGGAAAGAAUCGACCAGUCUCUCUCUGAGGAUAAAAAAAACAGGGAAUGGUCUGACGACUCUGCACUGGAGGGAAAUACUAGUAUUUAUCUUCCUGGGGAUGAGGUUCCCAAUUGGUUCCAAUACCAGUAUACAGGGUCAAAAUUAUCUCUUGUGGUGCCGCCUCUGGAAACUCGGAGAAUACUGGGCUGUUCUUUAUGCGUAGUUUUCAGGACUCAUGAAAAUCGUGGUUGUCAAGAUUAUCCAAUAUCGAUUCUUCGUAACAAACCUACGGAGUUCAGUUUCUCGACUUUCAGCAGACAUCAAGAUCAAGAUCAGAUGAUACUCCUUUAUUUCCCAUCAAAAGAAACUGAGCUUUUCGGACGAAUCCAUGCCGGGGAUGAAUUUGAGAUUGAGAUAAAACAGUCGCCGUGGUUGACAGUGAAGAAGUGUGGGAUUAAUCUCAUUUAUGAAGACAAUACAGAGAUGCCGAUCAAAAAAAAGAGAAAAAUUACAGAUACAAGGGAUCCAGAUAUUUCUAGUCCGAGAAAUUAUCUUGAAAUCCCAAAUACAGCCCCUCGUGGGGCUGAACUACUGGCCUCCACGGAGGGGGACAAGAACCUACCCACCAAUGCUAGCUGGGAAUUUCUUGCUUUUCUCCCACAAAGGAAGACAACGCAACAGCUCUUUGAGUACAGAGAUUUUGUGAGAUGCUCAAAUGCUCUCUGCUUGAUUUCGGUGUCUCUGCUUAUUUAUUUUCUCUAUUUCUCUGCUUGCAUUUUGUCAGCGUUUUGUGAGAGCUUAAUUGAGAAGACUGCUUGGGCAAACCAAGCCUCUUCCUCUUCCACGCCCUCCUCCAUCGCAACACCAUUCAAAUAUGACGUCUUCUUGAGUUUUAGCGGCGUCGAUACCCGCAAAAACUUUACCAGCCAUCUUUCCGCCGCUUUAGAGAGACAUGGCUUUCAUACAUUCAUAGAUGACAAAGAGCUCAGGCGAGGAGAAUAUAUUAGCGAUGAACUUCUGAAAGCAAUUGAGGAGUCAAGAAUUUCGCUGGUUGUUCUCUCAAAAAAUUAUGCCUUGUCCCGGUGGUGUCUUGACGAACUUGUGAAGAUCAUGGAGUGCAGGAAGAAGUUGCAACAAAUCGUUUUUCCUAUCUUUCAUGGGGUUGAGCCUUCAGACGUGCGAGCGCAGAAGGGGAGUCUUGCAGAAGCAUUUGCCAAGCACGAAGAGCGUUUUAAAGAGGGUUCAGAUGGCAGGGUGAAGAAGUGGAGGGAAGCUCUCACUGAGGUUGCCAAUUUGUCCGGUUGGGAUUUGCCAAAGGUGGCCAAUGGUGAUGAAGCAUAUCUAAUUCAGAAAGCCGUUGAAGAGGUCCAAAAUAACUUAAAUAAUGUACUUCUACAUGUUGCAUGGCAUGAAGUUGGACUAGAGUCUCGCCUUGGAAAACUCAAGUUGUUGUUGAAAAUGGAAACAAAUGAUGUUCGCAUUGUUGCUAUAUGGGGGAUGGGCGGAAUUGGUAAGACAACAAUAGCUAAAAAGCUAUAUAAUUUCGUCCAACGUGAGUUUGAAGGCAGCACUUUUCUUGCAAAUAUUAGUGAAACUUCGAAGCAAACGAAUGGUCCGGUUGUUUUACAAGAGCAACUUCUUUCGGAUAUACUCAGAAGUGGAACUCAUAACUUAAGAAAUUGUCAUCAAGGAAUUGAGGUUAUAAAACGGAGAGCUUUCUGUCGUAAGGUUCUUGUUAUUCUUGAUGAUGUGGAUAAUGUCCAACAAUUGAAAGAUUUAGCCAUAGAUCGAGAUUUCUUUGGUGUAGGAAGCAGGAUUAUCGUAACAACAAGAAAUAUUUCUUCAUUAACGUUUCUUAAAGUGGACGAGAUAUAUGCAGCAGAGAAGUUGAACGAGGACGAAUCUCUUGACCUCUUCAGGUGGCAUUGCUUUAAGGACGACCAUCAUACAAAAGACCAUUUGGACCUUUCAAAUCAAGUUGUGCACUAUGCUGGAGGGCUUCCAUUAGCUCUUGAAGUUUUGGGUUCCUUUUUCUGUGGCAAGAGCAUACCUCAAUGGAGAAGUGCAAUAGCGAAGUUAAGAAAAAUCCCUGAUGAUGAUGUUCAAGGAAAACUUAGGAUAAGUUUUGAUUCACUAAGUAAGGAAGCGAAGGAGUUGUUCCUAGAUAUGGCAUGUUUUUUUAUUGGAACAUAUGGCAAUUAUACAAUCAAAAUACUUGAAGGCUGUAACUUUUUCGCUGCAAUUGGGAUUCGGGUUCUGGUCGAUCGAUGUCUCAUAAAAUACGGGCCCUGUAAUGAGCUUGUGAUGCAUGAUUUGCUUAGAGACAUGGGCAGAGAUAUUGUCCGGCAAGAAUCUGUCAAGGACCCAGGGAGGCGGAGCAGACUGUGGUACCAUGAGGAUGCCCUUGGAGUGUUGGGAGAUGGCACGGGCACUGAAGCUGUUGAAGGCCUCUUCCUAAACUUUCAUGAGCCGAAUGAGGUCCAAGUAAAUUCAAAAGCAUUUGAAAAGAUGAACAGAUUGUGGCUGCUUCAUCUCAAUAAUGUUCAUCUCCGGGAAGGUUACGAACAUAUCUCCAGAAAACUAUUGUGGCUUUGUUGGAAUGGUUUCCCAUUGAAAUGUUUGCCGUCAAACCUGCAUAUGGAGAAUUUAGUUACUCUUGACUUGCGCUAUAGUAGCCUGAAAAAAGCGUGGAAUGGAACCAAGAUAUUGGUCAAACUGAAAUUCCUUUACCUAAGUUAUUCCUAUCACCUAAUCGAAACACCUGACUUCUCUGGACUCAAGAAUCUUGAGGAACUGUUGCUUAACGAUUGCAUAAGGUUGGUAGAGGUUGACGAAUCUAUUAGAUUUCUCAACAAACUCCUUAUCCUAGAUAUGAAGAACUGUAAAAAACUUAGGAAGUUUCCCUCGAGCAUUUGGACGUUGAAAUCUCUUGAAAGUCUUGAUGUCUCUGGCUGCUCCAUGAUUGGAAAAUUUUCUGGAUUCAAAGGAUCACCAUCUAAAUCACAGUCCUCAUUCCUCUCAUCUUGGAAUUUCAGAACAAAGAGACUGGGUUCUAUUGGUUUGUCACUUUCCCCAGUACUUGGCUUAAGUUGCUUAAAAGAUUUGAAGAUGAAAAACUGCAAUCUCUCAUGUCUACCAAACGAAGUCGGGAAUUUGAUCUCAUUGGAGACUUUGGAUCUUAGCGGAAACAAUUUGCCUACCUUACCGGAUAGCAUUUGCGACCUUACUUGCUUAAAGGGUUUGACUUUGAAAGGCUGCAAUCUGUCGCAUCUGCCCAGCGAAAUUGGGAGGCUGGUCACUUUAGAAUUUUUGUCUCUUCAAGGAAACAGUUUACUUACCGUGUCAGAUAGUCUGUGUAACCUUACUCGCUUAAAGGAGUUGAAUUUGAAUAACUGCAAUGCGACACAUCUGCCCAGUGGAAUUGGAAUGUUGAGCUCGUUAACUUCUUUGCAUCUUGAAAGUAACAGUGUUUGUAGCCUACCAAAUAGUUUCAGUGACCUUGCUAGCUUGGAAAGACUCUACUUGAGUAAUUGUGGAAGGCUCCAAUCACUUCCAGAGUUUCCAGCAAGUUUAGACUUUGUGGAUGCAAGCAACUGCACAUUACUAGAAAGAAUACCUACUGAAUGCAACCUGGACGAUAGAGUAUACAUGUGCCUUGGGGGAUGUGAUUUGUUAGCUAAGAACAAUUUUGUAAAUGAUGUUAUGGAAAGACUCGACCAGUAUAAGGAAUGGUCUGCGCUGCCGGGAAGGUGUGGUAUUUAUCUUCCCGGGGAUGAGGUUCCCAAUUGGUUCCAGUACCGGUAUACAGGGACAAAAUUCUCUCUUGUGGUGCCGCCUCUGGUAACUCGGAGAAUACUGGGCUGGAUUUUAUGUAUAGUUUUGAGAACUCACAAUAAACCUUCUAUUGCGGCUUUUAUGACUAUUUCCUAUAAGAAAACUGAUUGGGGGUGGUUUGAGGAGUACAUGUAUGACAUAGCACAUGUAGAUCGAGAUCAGAUGAUACUCCGCUAUUUGCGGUCAGAUUUCAUGGAAAUCCAUUUGGAUGGCGGGGAUAAAUUGGAGAUUGAGAUAAUUCCAGAAGACUCAUUGCAAACAGAGCCGUGGUUGACGGUGAAGAAGUGUGGGAUUAAUCUCAUAUAUGAGGACGAUAAGGACAAUACAGUGACAAAUGACAUGGGUUCGAAUCCCAUUUCCUCUGGCAUGGAAGUGGAACGGGCGGGCGAAAUUACGUGAGAGAAAUAGGUUUGAUAACAGAGGAUCCAGAUAUUUUGAGCCUGAGAUCUUAGUCCAGCUCACCUAAGGUUGCCUGGAUAUCCUGUAUGACUGUAUUUUGAGCCCUUGUGUGUUGUCAAGUUUUCUUUUCUUUUGGAAUGUAUCCGCAAGGGCAGCAACAAUGUGCCGUCGAAUUUUGUAAUACGGAUUCUUGCACACUAAUACUUUGGUGGCUACAUUUGGAU